CUGACCUACCUGUGUUUCCAGGUGAAGUGUGACCAGUACUGGCCUGCAGACCGGGAGCCGCUGUACUACGGAGACCUGGUCAUCCAGAUGAUGUCCGAGUCCGUCCUGCCCGAGUGGACCAUCCGAGAGUUCAAGAUCACCUCGGAGAGCAGCUGCUCGUACCCCCGGGUGCUGCGGCACUUCCACUACACGGUGUGGCCCGACCACGGAGUCCCCGAGAGCACCCAGUCCCUCAUCCAGUUCGUCAGGACGGUCCGGGACUAUGUGGACCGGUCCCCCAGCACUGGAGCCACCGUGGUGCACUGCAGGUGA
Molecule: messenger RNA, 312 nt
Organism: Menidia menidia (Atlantic silverside)
Lineage: Eukaryota; Metazoa; Chordata; Actinopteri; Atheriniformes; Atherinopsidae
Source: the annotation of a GenBank genome assembly